UUUUCAGGGGGCCCAGAAUUCCUGGCGACGCCCCUGUGUAGAGGUACAAACUGUACGUUUUAUUUAAGAAUAAGUUUGUUAAACUAUACCAGCUUUGUGGAUCACAUCCGACUAUUUGUUUUCAGAGUGCGUAGAAGUACUCUGAGUCCCAUAAUGGGUACUUGAACGCAACAUUAUAGAUUUAAUGGCAGUGACGCCCCAAAACUCCACGAGUUGGUUGGCUUCUCUGGACACUCCUGCAGCUCGUGCGUAACCCCCCCUCAACCCCCUCCAUGGUGGUUUCAAGCGCAUUUUACUGACUGUCCUGACUUCGACACUAUCAGAAGGGGAAAGGUAACCGUAAUGAGUCCUGGCUGGCAGUCUGAUCACAACACAAUAACUUUUCAAUCAUGGACAGCUCUGACAAAACUCAAAUGAAUCAUACAGCAGGAAUGAAGGAAGAUAUGAAAGCUGUUGAAGCGGCUUCUUCUAUCCAGAGCUCCAGUGAAGGCUGCUGUUCCUGCCUGAAGCGCAUGAAGAGCUUAAUCCCACCGGUGUACCGGAAUGAGCUCGUGCAACUUUUCAGACUAGCGGGACCAGUGGUCAUUUCCCAGUUGAUGGUUUUUAUGAUAAGUUUUGUCAGCACUGUGUUCUGUGGUCACCUGGGAAAAACAGAGCUUGCAGGAGUAGCGCUAUCGAUUGCGGUGGUGAAUGUGACGGGUAUUUCUAUUGGCACUGGUUUGUCGUUGACUUGUGAUACCCUAAUAUCUCAGACAUAUGGGAGCGGUAACUUGAAGCGUGUGGGAGUGAUUCUCCAGAGAGGGAUUCUGAUUCUGUUAUUGGCCUGUUUCCCCUGCUGGGCCAUUCUCAUCAACACUGAACCUCUCCUACUUGCUGCCAAGCAGAGUCCAGAAGUAGCCAGUCUCGCCCAGCUUUACGUGAAGAUCUUCAUGCCUGCACUUCCAGCAUCUUUUAUGUACCAGCUGCAGGGGAGAUAUCUUCAAAACCAGGGAAUAAUCUGGCCUCAAGUCAUAACUGGAGCGAUUGGAAAUAUCAUCAACGCAAUCAUCAACUACGUCUUUCUCUACUGUCUAGACAUGGGCGUUGCUGGAUCUGCAGCAGCUAAUGCCAUCUCUCAGUACUUGUUGGCUGUGGUUUUGUAUGUUUACAUCUGCUGGAGGGGUCUCCACAAGGCCACAUGGGGAGGUUGGUCAAUGGACUGUCUGCAGGAGUGGGGACCCUUCGUCCAGCUCGCCAUCCCAAGUAUGCUCAUGCUGUGUCUGGAGUGGUGGUUGUUUGAAAUGGGAGGGUUCCUCGCCGGAGUGAUUAGUGAGGCUGAGCUCGGAGCCCAGUCCAUCGUGUAUGAGCUGGCUGUUGUAGCUUACAUGUUCCCAUUAGGGUUCUCUGCUGCUGCCAGUGUUCGGGUGGGGAAUGCUCUUGGUGCAGGAAAUGUAGAGCAGGCCAAGCUGUCUUCCAAAGUCCCCAUCCUAUGUACCUUCAUUAUCGCAUGUUUCAUUGGAGCUGGUCUCAGCAUCGUUAGAAAUGUCAUCGGAUACAUCUUCACGUCAGAGGAAGACAUUUUACAAAGAGUUGCUGACGUCAUGAUAAUAUUUUGUUUCAUGCAUGUUUUUGAUGCAGUUGCGGGUGUGACUGGAGGUGUUCUCAGAGGAGCGGGGAAACAGUUGAUUGGUGCUCUGUGUAAUCUUGUAGGAUUCUACUUCAUUGGGUUCCCUAUCGGUGUGUCCCUAAUGUUUGCAGCAAACAUGGGCAUUGUAGGCCUAUGGACAGGACUUGUUGUUUGCGUGUUCAUGCAGUCCCUUUUCUUUGUCAUACUGGUGUUCAAACUUGAUUGGAAAAAGGCUGCUGAAGAGGCUCGUUUGAGAGCAGGUGUGCAGAUCAAAGAUGAAAAAGAGAUGACAGGGAUGGAAAAUACAGAUUCAAAUCACAAUCAGGCGGAGGUCAUUGCUACCGAAUCCAUCUAUGAGAAUGCCGAGGACGACAUCAGGCACUCUGAGGUGCAAAUUCAAGAGCCGACUAAAUCCUCAACCACUACAGUGGGAAAUGUUCUGUCAUUAUCACAACUAGUCUUACGGCGUGGCCUUGUAUUGCUCAUAAUGGUUGCAAUCCUCAUAAUUGGGGUCUUUGCCAGUGAAUUCCUCAUCAAGCUGUUGAAAUGAGACCUUGAGUUAUUUAAAACCAGCAGUCAGAUUGGUUAUCUGUCUUUUGAGUUACAUAUAUCUGCCUUUUAGUGAUGCUGUAUAGAAAUAAUUUUGGAGCAAGACCUCACCUCAACCUCGCACACUUAUAAAUUCAAAUCAUCCCCUAUCUUCCCCUUUUGUUUUCACACUCCACACCCCUCCCUCCCUCAAUUUUUCUUUCUGUUACUUUCUUACCUCCUCCACGUUGGGCCCUAAAGGGAGGCUCUGCCUUCAAACCAACAAUAGCAAGUUCAACGUCAAAUUUAAAAUCACUAUUCCAAUUCAAUCAGUAAGUAAGUGUCAAAUUGCAUAUUGUUGAUGGUGAGGUCCUUGCUAGUGAAACCAUACUUUCAUGUUCACAAUGAAUUACCUUAUAGUGUGACGGGGACACCAGUGCUGUAGAUCCCACAGAAGAUCAUUGCCUUGGUGCUACAGCUUUAUGCUACAUCUAGCCAAAAACCUUGACAUGCGUUAAUAACUGAACAGUCACUCUGAUAGAGGGCUGGGUGUAAGGGUGAAAUAUCUUGAAGGCCAAAGAAAUCCAGACAUUUUCCAACAUGUCAGAGGACUAAAAGAGGCCACAUGAUGUAUUGAGUCAAUAAGAGGACUUUAAUGGGAUAACUACCUGUAUGUUUUCUUUCUGUCAAUUUGAGGUGUUUUGGGAGGUGUUUGCCUAAAUAACAGCCAGAACCAAUUUGAUGAAAGUUCACUAACUUAAAGUCACCAUGACUUUGUUGUAGUCUACUUGUGAUCCCUACACAACCAAAGUAAAAAAAUGGAUUAAGAAUGUGUUAUGGAAUGUUAUAUUUGUGUCUGUUUGAGUUCACACUUUUUGCAGUAGUUCAUGUAGAGUUCAAAAACAAAAUGUGUCAAUCUCUAAGUAAUACAUUAAAAUGUUUACAUACUGUGGUUUAGGCAAUAAGAUACAACAUUCAGAAACAUGUCGUGAUUGUAUAUUGUAAGUUAGAUAUACAGUACAUUAAAAUCCCAUUACACGUGUUGGAUCAGCUGAAAGUCUAUGUACCAUUAUGCCACAUGAGCACCGAAUAAAGACCAACUUAUUAGAACUCUGGUA
Notolabrus celidotus (New Zealand spotty) is the source of this 3252-nucleotide messenger RNA. Its product is annotated as multidrug and toxin extrusion protein 1-like. Gene Ontology annotation, biological process: xenobiotic detoxification by transmembrane export across the plasma membrane. Bases 390 to 2156 code for a protein of 588 amino acids. The record is from RefSeq and is a predicted model, not a curated record. Gene Ontology annotation, cellular component: membrane. Lineage: Eukaryota; Metazoa; Chordata; Actinopteri; Labriformes; Labridae. The transcript is spliced from 16 exons. Gene Ontology annotation, molecular function: antiporter activity; xenobiotic transmembrane transporter activity.